Molecule: messenger RNA, 2313 nt
Organism: Osmia lignaria (orchard mason bee)
Lineage: Eukaryota; Metazoa; Arthropoda; Insecta; Hymenoptera; Megachilidae
Source: RefSeq, a predicted model, not a curated record
GCCGUUUCACGCUCGGAUCUCUGUUCGAAGAAGCGAGGACGGUUUACAGGAAGCCGCGGGAAAUUAGAGUGGGAGGGACGAUAUAAAGAUGAGCGUCCGACGAACAAUCGGAAUAGAAGAAUCAAUCCCGACAUCAUGCUGAGAUAUCGAACGGUCGGGCUUUUCGCCCUGCUGGCCAUUGUCUGCGUUCAGGCGCAAGAUGAAGAAAUAAGAAUACCAAGGACGAAACGUAGUCCGCAUGGAUUUGAUCUAGAUCUGGGCAAAGCCCUCAGUGGCGGUGGUGGUUUAGGCGGAGGAUUCGGAGGUGGAUUUGGUGGAGGAUUCGGUGGUGGCGGUGGUGGCGGCGGCGGCGGCGGCGGCGGCGGCAGCGGCGGCGGCGGUGGUUAUGGAGGCGGUGGUGGUUUCGGAUCCGGCGGUGGAUUAGGCAAAGGAGGCGGACUUGGUGGAGGAUUAGGAGGCGGACUUGGUGGAGGAUUAGGAGGCGGUGGAGGAUUAGGAGGCGGUGGAUCUGGUUGCAGCACCGGACUGUGUGGUUCCGGGGCUGGAGGAGGACACGGAGGUGCUAGUGGCAAAGGUGGUGGAUGUAGCUCCGGAAAUUGCGGAGGUGCCGGAGGAGGAGGUGGCGCCGGAUCCGGUGCUGGAGGUGGAUACGGCAGCGGUGGUGGAAAAGGUGGUGGUUCUGGUGCCGGAGGAUUCGGUGGCGCCGGAUCCGGAGGCUAUGGUGGAUCCGGCGCUGGAGGAGGAUACGGCAGCGCUGGUGGAAAAGGUGGUGGUUCUGGUGCCGGAGGAUACGGCGGGACUGGUGCUGGUAGCGGUGGUUAUGGUGGUUCUGGCGCUGGCGCUGGAAGUGGUGGCUACGGAGGAGCAGGAUCAGGAUCAGGAUUAGGAUCAGGAUCAGGAUUAGGAUCAGGAUCAGGAUUAGGAUCAGGAUCAGGAUCUGGUGGUGUAGUAAAGACUGGAAGUUAUGGAUAUGGUGGUGCAGGCGCUGGGGGUGGUGCUGGCGCUGGAGGUGGCGCUGGCGCUGGAGGUGGUGCAGGCGCCGGAGGCGGCGCUGGGGGCUAUGGUCAUGGAGGUGCUGGUAGCGGGGGCUAUGGUAGUGCCGGCGCUGGUAGCGGUGGCUAUGGUGGUGCUGGAGGCGGAGGCGGCGGACGUGGAGGUGGUGGUGCCGGAGCUGGUGGACAUGGAGGUGCUGGUGCCGGAGGCUAUGGUGGUUCUGGCGCUGGUAGCGGGGGGUAUGGUAGCGCUGGCGCUGGUAGCGGUGGCUAUGGUAGUGCUGGAGGCGGAGGCGGAGGCGGUGGACGUGGAGGUGGUGGUGCCGGAGGUGGUGGACAUGGAGGUGCUGGUGCCGGAGGCUUUGGUGGUGCCGGAGCAGGAGGCAGUGCUGGGGGCUAUGGCGGUGGUCAUGGAGGCGCCGGUAGCAGUGGCUACGGUGGUGCUGGCGCUGGUAGCGGCGGCUAUGGCAGUGGUGGUACCGGUAGCGGCGGAUAUGGCGGAUCUGGUGCCGGAAGCGGCGGAUAUGGCGGAUCGGGUGCCGGAAGCGGCGGGUAUGGCGGAUCUGGUGCCGGAAGCGGCGGAUACGGCGGAGCUGGCGCAGGAGGCGGCGGAUAUGGCGGUUCUGGUGCUGGUGGUGGCGGAUAUGGCGGUUCUGGUGCUGGUGGUGGCGGCCUCGGCGGUAGCAAAGGCGGUUACGCAGGUUCGAGUGCCAGUGCGAACGCGAACGCGAAUGCGAACGCCUUUGCAAGCGCAAGCGCAAGUGCACAUGCGAAUGCACUUGCAGGUGCGAGCGCCUCGGCGAACGCGAAUGCGAACGCAAACGCCGGCGGUCUUGGAGGCCACGGGGGCUUCGGAGGAUACGACGGUUUAGACGGCCAUGGAGUCCCUCUGCUGAACCGGAUGGGCGAUAUCAACGAGGGCGCCAACGAGGGCGGUUCCGUGGACAAGGCGAAGGGUGUCUACAGUAGCAGCUCAGCGAACCUCGAUUCAUCUGGAAAAGGAACGUACAAAGUGUCAGCGGGCAAAGUGCCGUAAAUCAUCUCUGAAGAAAACCAGAUCGAUUCACGAUCGAUGACUUCCCUCGAAGUCGAGCAAGAUCGCAUCCGUGAUCAAUUGUAAUUUCUACUGUGAUUCGUACAUUUUUUAAGUCUCGAAAUAAUAUCUACGAAUUAAUUUUCGUAUCGUGUAUCACCUAAACGCGUGCUAUCAUUAUGCUUAACGUUCGCAAGCGAAUCUAGGACGAUGCUAACAUCCGCUUUAAAAGCGCAGCUGCGCGUUCUUUGUAAAUUGUACAACUCGAAUAAACAAUUAAUCCUUACA